Messenger RNA from Saccostrea echinata, 1412 nucleotides. Its product is annotated as peptidyl-prolyl cis-trans isomerase-like 1. Gene Ontology annotation, cellular component: catalytic step 2 spliceosome. The record is from RefSeq and is a predicted model, not a curated record. Gene Ontology annotation, molecular function: peptidyl-prolyl cis-trans isomerase activity. The coding region runs from base 4 to 513 and encodes 169 amino acids. The transcript has 4 exons. NCBI's taxonomy places the organism in Eukaryota, Metazoa, Mollusca, Bivalvia, Ostreida, Ostreidae. Gene Ontology annotation, biological process: protein peptidyl-prolyl isomerization; protein folding.
AUCAUGUCGACAUCAGGUAUUCCUCCAAAAACAUGGCAGCCUGAAAAUGUAACCAUAGAAACCACAAUGGGCCAGAUUGUUCUGGAGCUGUACUGGAAGCAUGCCCCCAACACUUGUCGUAACUUUGCAGAGUUGGCCAGGAGAGGCUAUUAUAACAACACAAAGUUUCAUAGAAUCAUUAAAGAUUUCAUGAUUCAAGGAGGGGAUCCUACAGGCACGGGGAGAGGAGGGGCCUCAAUUUAUGGGAAAGAGUUUGAUGAUGAAAUAUCGAAUGAACUGAAGCAUACAGGGGCAGGGAUUUUAUCCAUGGCAAACAGUGGCCCAAACACCAAUGGUAGUCAGUUCUUUAUAACCCUGGCCCCUACUCAGUGGCUCGACGGAAAACACGCUAUCUUUGGCCGGGUCAGUAGUGGAAUGACAGUUGUCCAGAGGAUAGGGCUGGUGGAAUGUGAUAAUGAUGACCGACCAGUGGACGACGUCAAAAUUGUCCAAGCCUACAUCACUCCAUCUUGAUUUACUGUACCAACUUGAAUUUCAUCUUGACUUGUCUCAGAACAAGAUAUUGCUUGAAAAAUGAAGGAAUGAAAUGAAACUUGAUGGAUACAUGUAGAUCUUUUAAGACCUCAAAAAUGGCAGCUAGAUUUUUUUUCACAAGUGAGAGCAUUUAGUGUACAUAUUCCAUAUUCAUGAGGAUUGAAAUUUAUUAUGUUUAUAGAGGCACUUGCAUGUGUACAGCAAGAUCUUGUUUGUUACAUGCAAUAGAGAAUUAUCUCUUUAAAUUCAUCAGACCAAUAUUUUAUGGGGUUUUUUUACUUACUUUUUUCCACCUAACUCCACAGAUGAAUUGAUGAAAGAUUUAGUUUAUUUGUACAUGCAGUAACACACUCUUAUAGCAAAGUGCAAAAAUGAACAAUUUUGAUUCAUUAUAAAUGUAAUUUUUUAUAUAUCUGGUAAGUUUAUAAUACAUUUUUAAUUGCAAGGAAUAAAAAUUAUGAAUACUUUAUAAGUGUGUUCCCUGUAACCAUGUUUAACAGUACAGUGUAACCAGGAAAAAGAUCAAUGAAAUUAAAGAAUGACUAAUAAUUGUCGAAAUUCAAACUCAACUUCUAUGUCCUUUUUAAAGGAAAAUGUUAAAAUAUUGAUAGAUCGUCAGAGGAUUAACUUGCCAGAUAUCUAAUUUGCAGUUCACAGUAUAUGUUUAAAACUUAUUCCAAAGUUGGAAUUAUCAGCUGAUUUGACUUUGGAAGGUCUUUUCUAGGAAUAGAGAUGUACAUCAAUAUGAUUAGAAUACAUGUAUUUGAAGACAGAUUUGCUAACAGUAUCUUUAAAAUAAAUAAGAUAAAUAUUUGACAUGUACAAUUGAUAGUGUAAAUAUCCAAGACUGAGUUUGAAGGUUUCUAAAUAUGGCUGAA